UCUUUUUUUGAUGACGGGUCGCUCACGAUUCGCGAAUGAUGAAAUUCUGAGGUUAUUUUCGUUCGAGACACCUUUUGCAACCAUAAUAAAGUAAUUUUUCCGUUGAAGUACGAACCUAAAGUCGGUCCAGUGUAUUGAAAGUUAUGGAGGACAAAUAUCGCAUUGCCGAGACCAUCAACUUUCCGGAAGAGGAGGAGAAAAUCCUGAAAUUUUGGAACGAAAAGAAAGUGUUCGAGAAUUGCUUGAAGCAAUCGAAAGAUAAGCCAAGAUACACUUUCUAUGAUGGUCCACCAUUUGCCACCGGUCUACCGCAUUACGGUCAUAUAUUAGCUGGUACGAUCAAAGACGUGGUGACACGUUACGCUCACCAGCAAGGAUACCAUGUGGAGAGACGAUUCGGCUGGGACACUCAUGGUCUACCGGUUGAGUUUGAGAUCGAUAAGAAACUGAAUAUCCGUGGACCGGAUGAUGUGGCGAAGAUUGGCAUCGCUGCUUAUAAUGCAGAGUGUCGUAAGAUUGUGAUGAGAUAUGCGGAGGAUUGGGAGAAGAUUGUGGGACGUAUGGGACGAUGGAUUGAUUUCAAAAACGACUACAAGUCUCUCUACCCCUACUUCAUGGAAUCGAUUUGGUGGGUCUUUCAGCAGCUCUAUUCGAAAGGCUUAGUGUACAAAGGCGUCAAAGUCAUGCCAUACUCAACGGCGUGCACAACCGCAUUGUCAAAUUUCGAAGCGGGUCAAAAUUACAAGGAAGUUGUCGACCCAGCCGUUGUCGUCAGUUUUCCCAUCAUUGAUGACCCGGACAAAUCACAAAUGUUGGCUUGGACAACAACGCCCUGGACUCUGCCGUCGAAUAUGUCACUGUGUGUGAAUCCCGAACUGAUGUACGUCAAAAUUAAGGACCUUACCAGUGCGAACGUUUACAUUUUGGCCGAAUGUCGACUGGAGGUGACGUUCAAGGAUGCGUCAAAGUAUGAAAUUUUGGGCAAAUUCCAGGGAAAGACUCUGAAGGGAUUGAAGUACGAGCCACUGUUCGACUAUUUUGCUCCAUUGUUCAAGAAUAAUCCGGCCGUUCAUCGCAUCGUUUGUGACAACUAUGUGACGGAAGAUUCUGGUACGGGUGUUGUACAUCAAGCGCCGUAUUUCGGUGAGGACGAUUAUCGCAUUUGCCUGGCCAACAAUAUGAUCAGCAAGGAUUCGGAAGUAAUUUGUCCGGUUGAUGCCAGCGGAUGUUUUACGGAUCCAGUACGGGAUUUUAAGGGCCAAUACGUUAAGGAGGCCGACAAGAAUAUCAUUGCUCAUUUGAAGGCCAAGAAACGACUCGUCCAAGCGAGUCAAGUGAAGCAUAGCUAUCCAUUUUGCUGGCGUUCCGAUACGCCACUAUUGUACAAGGCAGUUCCGUCGUGGUUCGUGCGAGUCGAACAGAUGCAGUCCAGUUUAUUGAAGAGCAAUAAGCAAACGUAUUGGGUGCCCGAUUUUGUCAAAGAGAAACGGUUCGGAAAUUGGUUACGCGAUGCACGUGAUUGGGCCAUCAGUCGUAAUCGGUAUUGGGGCACACCCAUACCGUUGUGGGUUAGUGACGAUGGCGAGGAAGUGGUCUGCAUCGGUAGCAUUGCCGAAUUGCAACAGUACAGCCAAACGAAAAUCGUGGACAUCCAUCGCGAAAGCAUCGAUCACAUUUUGAUUCCAUCCAAACGACCCGGCAAACCGCCAUUGAAACGUGUGUCCGAAGUGUUCGAUUGUUGGUUUGAAUCCGGCUCGAUGCCGUACGCUCAGAUGCACUAUCCGUUCGAGAACAGCGGCGAUUUUCAUUCCCGCUUUCCCGCUGAUUUCAUUGCUGAGGGCAUCGAUCAGACUCGAGGUUGGUUCUACACACUGCUUGUCAUUUCGACGGCAUUGUUCGGCAAAUCGCCGUACAAAAAUGUCAUUGCGAACGGUUUGAUAUUGGCGUCCGAUGGCCAGAAGAUGUCCAAACGGAAACAGAACUAUCCCGAUCCAAUGGAAGUGGUGCAGAAGUACGGAGCCGAUGCGCUGCGAUUGUAUCUCAUCAAUUCCCCUGUCGUUCGUGCAGAAAAUCUACGCUUCAAAGAGGAAGGAGUGUUCGCCGUUAUCAAGGAUGUAUUCCUGCCGUGGUACAACGCUUAUCGAUUCCUGUUCCAAAAUGUCGAUCGCUUCGAUAAGGAAGAGUCGGCCACGUAUUCGUUCGACACGGAUCGCUAUAUGAAAAACCGUGAUUCGAGUGUGAUGGACACAUGGAUUACGUCGUUCAAGGAAUCGUUGCUCGAGUUUGUGGCGAAGGAAAUGAAAUCUUACCGGUUGUACACGGUUGUGCCACGUCUGACCAAAUUCAUCGAUCAGCUAACCAAUUGGUACGUGCGACUGAAUCGUCGUCGCAUCAAGGGUGAAUAUGGCCGCGAUCAAUGUUUGGCUUCAUUGGACACUUUGUACAGUGUCUUGAUAACGAUGGUCAAAAUGAUGGCACCAUUCACACCCUAUCUUUCCGAACUGAUGUACCAGCAGCUGGUCAAAUUGAAUCGCCAGCCGAAUGACGAGAGCGUUCACUACCAAAUGAUGCCAGCCAGUCAUCAUCCAUUCAUUCGGUCGGAUGUUGAAGACGCCGUUUCACGAAUGCAAAGCGUCAUUGAAUUGGGCAGAGUGUUGCGUGAUCGGAAGACCAUGGCCAUCAAGUAUCCCGUACCGGAAGUUAUUGUCAUUCAUAAGAACGAAUCGUAUUUGAAAGACAUCAAAUCUCUGGAAGAUUUCGUUCUCGGCGAGCUGAACGUACGCAAACUGACACUGUGUGCCGACAAGGAGAAAUAUGGAGUGAAGCUGCGUGCCGAUCCCGAUUUUAAGAAAUUGGGACUACGCUUGAAGACCGUACUGAAAGCCGUCACUGCCGAAAUGAAGUCGCUCAACGACGAACAGAUUCAAAAGCAGCUGGACCAGGGCUAUUUCGACGUUCUGGGCAAUCGCAUCGAAUUGGACGAAGUGCGAGUGACAUUCUGUUUGGAUGGCCAGAAUGCGUCCAGCAAGUACGAGGCUCACAGUGACAAUGACGUUCUGGUUUUGAUGGAUCUAACACCGACGGACGAUUUGAUGGAGGAGGGAAUCGCCCGGGAAAUAAUCACACGCAUUCAGAAGCUCAAAAAGAAGGCGCAGCUGGUGCCGACCGAUAGUGUCAUUGUUCUGUAUGAAGUGAACAGCACGGAUAAUAUCGUAACAAGAGUGGCGAAAUCGCACAAUGACUUCAUCCAGGCGACCAUAAAGUCACCGUUUAUUCCGUAUCGACGAGAAGACGUCCAGAAAGUGGUUAUAACCGAGAGUUUUGAUCUGAAAGAUGUGCAACUGAAAAUCGUCAUCUGUAUGCCGAAGACGAACGAAAUCGAGCCAGCCACUAAGUGGGCAAAUUUUGUUCGAGACUCGUCCAAAGGAACCGUCCUUUUGCACAACUUCAACGGGAAGUAUUUAACUUUGGAUGAGCUACACAAUGAAAUCGAUGUUCUGUUCCGAUUACACGGCCGCAAGGUGUACUUGCUGGACGAUGGAAAAUUGGUUACAUCCGUUGAGGCCAUUCAUGGAAAAACGAUUUUUGUGGCCGAUAAGGAAAGUGGAAAAUUUGCGGAACUGUUGGAGACGUCACCAUUCGUUAAGUUCGUCAACACGGAAUUAAAAGGCAAGCCAGUGACUGUAAUCCUCGAGAAUCCUCAAGGGAAAAUACUUGGCGAAGGUGAUGCAUACGUUAAGAAGGUCCUUCAGUGAAGCCUUAGGAAUAUUAAGUUUAAAAAUGGCAGAAUUGUUCGCGUUGUUUGAAUAAAGAGAAAAAACGUUCCCAAUGAUUGAA
Bradysia coprophila is the source of this 3837-nucleotide messenger RNA. It is a transcript of the gene IleRS, whose product is annotated as Isoleucyl-tRNA synthetase. Gene Ontology annotation, biological process: isoleucyl-tRNA aminoacylation. Lineage: Eukaryota; Metazoa; Arthropoda; Insecta; Diptera; Sciaridae. The record is from RefSeq and is a predicted model, not a curated record. Gene Ontology annotation, molecular function: aminoacyl-tRNA deacylase activity; tRNA binding; ATP binding.